Messenger RNA from Laccaria bicolor S238N-H82, 567 nucleotides. RefSeq lists its product as uncharacterized. The record is from RefSeq and is a predicted model, not a curated record. The transcript has 5 exons. Bases 1 to 567 code for a protein of 188 amino acids. Lineage: Eukaryota; Fungi; Basidiomycota; Agaricomycetes; Agaricales; Hydnangiaceae.
AUGUCAACAUCACACCUCGAAGCAAGUGGACCGAACAACGACGCCGGAACGAUUAAAUCCCUGCUCGAAUACCUUGAUCUGUCGCAACUCGAAUGUUUGAACGAAUCAUCAAGCCAUAAGUUCGAGUCUAUUGUUUCAGGCAAGGCGAAGAACACAUCGGGUAACAACUAUCUAUUGAGCGAUGCGGAUGAGCAGCUACUCUUGACUAUUCCUUUCAAUCAAUCCGUUCGCGUUCGCAGCAUCGCGAUCCAAUCCUCGUCAAUUGACCACGCGCCCAAGACGAUCAAGCUUCUCGUUAACAGGCCGUCUUUAGGGUUCGACGACGUAGAGGACGCCGAUGAACCUGAAGUAGCGCAGGUUUUGGACAUAUCGAAGCAGGACGUGCAGCAGGGGACACCGAUCAAUGUGAGAUAUGUGCGUUUUCAAGCAGUGAAUAGUUUGCAUAUUUUUGUCUCUGCGAAUCAUGGAGGGCAAGACGAGACGAGGAUCGAUAGUAUUGAUGUCUUUGGGUUGCCGGUGGAGACGACGAAAAGUUUGAGUGGUCUCAAGCAGCCGGAAGGCAUUUGA